Messenger RNA from Paramacrobiotus metropolitanus, 1861 nucleotides. RefSeq lists its product as uncharacterized. Gene Ontology annotation, molecular function: protein binding. The record is from RefSeq and is a predicted model, not a curated record. Gene Ontology annotation, cellular component: P-body; cytosol. Lineage: Eukaryota; Metazoa; Tardigrada; Eutardigrada; Parachela; Macrobiotidae. The transcript is spliced from 7 exons. Bases 164 to 796 code for a protein of 210 amino acids. Gene Ontology annotation, biological process: neurogenesis.
UGUGCGCUUAUUCACUGCGUCGCACUUACAGCGGUCUACAGGUUUGAAAACGGACUUGCACUUUGUCAAACUAUGUAAUAUGCAGAGUAGUUGCCUUAUUAUUAAUAUUAUACAUAAAAUAUUCUCGUAACACGUGGAAAUUUAAUCGCCUAUAAUUCAUCACAUGUUUGGAGUCUGGACUAUUCUGUGCCUUGUAUGGAGGUUCAGCGCAUGUUCACCCCACGGGCGGCGACGCGAUCCAUUUCCGGUUACAAGUUCCGGUGACAGCACUUCCCGCACCAGGCUCACUGGACAAUUCAUCAUGUCCGAGAACUCUUUUUCUCCUGCCUACCUUAAACGUCGCGGAGCACUGGAUGGAGUGGCCGCACGCAUGAAGCGCGCUUUUUCCAGGUCCGAGUUAAGUGAUGUUGAGUUUCCCGUGGGACGGAAUUAUUGUGAAGUGAAAAUCUUCCGCGCACAUAAAAUGCUUUUAAGCCUGAGCACUGAUGUGUUCCACGCCACGUUCUUCGAAAGUUUGGCUGAUAAAAAUCAGGAUGUCAUCGAAAUCCAGGAUAUUCCGUCCGAGGCCUUUGGUAACAUGCUCUCUACAUGUUAUGUAUAUUCUGAUGCAGUGGACGAUCUGAAUCUUGAGAACGCAUUUCCCACUCUGUCCUGCGCGGAUAAAUACGACUUUCCAUUGCUAGUCGAGCUCUGCAGCUGUUACAUUUUGGAGCAUCUCAACUCAGACAACUGCCUCGUGGCGCUGGAGAAUGCUGUUCGGAUUUCGACAAUAUUGUGGAGAAAUGUCUGGAGCUGAUCGACGCAUCAACCGGAGCCGUUUUCCAAUCGGAGCACUUCGUAACCCUCAGCUACUGGACUGUCCAGAUGGUUGUCCAACGCGACACACAACUGUCAAGGCAUGGGCUGCCGAGACCUGCAGACGCCAGAACAUGGAUCCGUCCGCCCCCAACCGGCGUGAAGUGCUGGGCAGCGUCUUGUUUCGAGUACGCUGUCCGCUGUUAACGGAUGCUGAGAUGGCCAGUGGACCUCUCAAGAAUACUUCUAGCAAUUUAACCCCCAUGUGUGGAGCUACAAAUGCCCCCCAUUCCCGCGGAACGUGAUGGAUUCCUCUCCCAACUGACGGAGAUGGACGCCUCCCCGCGACGGAUGCCUCCCAAACUGGACGGAGAUGCCGCGGAGCGAGAAUUGCCUCCUGCGAUGCCGACGGCGAACGCGACCCGGACCAGCGGGAAACCAGAACGGAUACACCGCCAACAGCAGCACCAACUCCGAUCCCAACGGCACGGAUCGACCACCAGCACCACGCCGAAAAAUUCCCCCACCAAAACACUGCCCGAACUUCCUGGGACGGCGACCUCCCCCCGGACGGAGCAGUGGAUUUCACCGCGGAUUUGCGUGCUUUGUUUUUUUGCAGGGGUCACGGGCCACAUAGACCCCAAACCCCUGCCCAAAUUUCCCCAGAACGUGACCUUUGCCCUGCUGAAGAAACAACGGAAUUUACCCGUUUCCGGGUUGGACCCUGGAUUUGGCGCGACAAUGCGUUGACCCAGACGGUUGACUCGGACCAAACCGGAGCCGACCUCACCCGGAACACAACCUGAACCGAACCGGAUGUGAGCUGACUCGAGCCGACCGAACCGGCGUGGGGUGCGGAUCCUCCGAAUCCUGGGAGAUUUCGCUCCGAGGACGUAGCGAUGCCUGCAAAAGGGGUGUAAGGGCGGGGCGCUCCGCCCUCCUGAGUAGCUAUUCGCUGUUUCUGGGGAUUUCCACCCCGCACAUUGCUGCGCUGUUUUGACGGAUCUGCAGCACAGUUGCACUGGCUGCAGGAUCCUUCCUCUUUAGUCUGGUGUUGCUGCGCCAC